This is a messenger RNA of Trichoderma citrinoviride, 824 nucleotides long. RefSeq lists its product as hypothetical. Gene Ontology annotation, cellular component: nucleus; proteasome regulatory particle, lid subcomplex; cytosol. NCBI's taxonomy places the organism in Eukaryota, Fungi, Ascomycota, Sordariomycetes, Hypocreales, Hypocreaceae. The coding region runs from base 6 to 824 and encodes 272 amino acids. The record is from RefSeq and is a predicted model, not a curated record. Gene Ontology annotation, biological process: proteasome-mediated ubiquitin-dependent protein catabolic process. The transcript has 2 exons.
CAACCAUGGCUGACCGGAGCCUCGCCCAGAUUCUCGCCCAGCUCAAGCAGGCCCCUCAGAUGAGCUAUCCUGAGGCCAGCGCCCUCCUCUCCAAGGCCAAGCUGAUCCUCCUGAGCCUCAACGCCCUGACUCCGACACCCUCAACGCCCCCGAACCUUCUCGCCCUCGCCCGGGAAACGUACGAACAGGGCGCCCUCUUCUCCAUUCGCGCCAAGAACGCCGAUGCCUUCACGCGCUACGUCCAGCAGCUGCAGCCCUUCUACGAGCUCCCAUCCGUUACCCUGCCGCCCAACAUCCCCGAACGCAACAGGGUCACGGGACUCAGCUUGCUGCUGCUCCUCACUCAGGGCCGCUACGCCGAGUUCCACUCAGAGCUGGAGAGUCUGGCGAACAGAGACGGUGGCGGCACCGACGUUGAGGGUGACCGGUAUCUGGGCUACCCCGUCCGCUUGGAGAGGUGGCUGAUGGAGGGGAGCUAUGAUCGUGUAUGGAAGGCAAUGAAGAGCAGCGAGGUGCCCUGUGAUGAGUACAGUGUUUUCUCCGAGAUUCUCAAGAACCAAAUUCGGUCCGAAAUUGCCAGCAGCAGCGAACGAGCCUACCCCAGCCUUCCCAUAAGCUCCACCAAAUCAUUACUAUUCUUGAACUCGGAAGGAGACGUCAUUCAGUUUGCCAAGCACCGCGGAUGGGUCGUUAAGGAGGGCCACAUCUAUUUCCCCAACGCGGCCGCUGAGGGCAGUGAAGACGGAGCUUAUGCCAAAGACAUGAGCCAGAUGAUCAUCGAGAACACACUGGGCUAUGCUCGCGAGCUAGAAACCAUCGUGUAG